Molecule: messenger RNA, 1175 nt
Organism: Medioppia subpectinata
Lineage: Eukaryota; Metazoa; Arthropoda; Arachnida; Sarcoptiformes; Oppiidae
Source: the annotation of a GenBank genome assembly
GACUUUAUGGGCCAAACAUUGCCAACAAUUUGGUUGAGCUCUCAUUCGAGGACUUAAAUGGUCUCAAGUUUUCAAUGUCUGGCUUUAGUUCCAAUCAAACGCUUCAUCAAAAGAAUUUCGUAUUUAUUUUAUUCAUUAACAACCGAUUGGUUGAAUGUCCGGCGCUUAAGAAAGCGAUUGAUUUGGUUUAUAGUAAUUAUCUGCUUAAGAGUUGUCAUCCAUUCGUGUAUUUGAACAUUAAGAUUGACUCGAAGAACAUCGACGUCAACGUUCAUCCGACCAAAAAUGAAGUCCAUUUCCUUCACGAACAAGAGAUCUGUGAAAAAGUGGUUCAAAUCGUCGAAAGCAAACUCACAGAUGGAAGAGAAACGCGUCGUUUGAAUACAGAGUCGAGUCCUCUAAUAAAUACAGUAUUUACUCAGAUCUCCAAUCCAUCCAUUGGUGAGAGUCCUAAUCAAAAGUCAUCGCAAAGCAGUUCCACAUCGAAAGAAGGCAAUCAAACAAAUAGUGACAGGAGUUAUAAAGCGCCGAACAAAGAGACCACUCCUCGGAGACCAGACAAACAAAUCCGAACCGAUAGUAAAGACCGCAAAAUUUAUGAAUACUUAUUGAACGCUAAGAAAGUGGACAAAAACAGGAGAGAUAUGAAUUUGACGAGUGUUUCAUCUCUGAGGCGAACUGUCGCUGAAGAGAGCGAUAAUCGUCUUCAAGACAUUAUCUGUAAGUCAACAUACGUUGGAUGCGCUGACGAGACGUUUGUUUUGUUCCAAUUUGAAACACAACUCCUAUUAGUGAACGGAUAUAAUCUGAAUGUAGAGCUCUUUUAUCAGCUCUUUCUCGUCGAUUUCGGCAAUUUUCAGAGAAUAAGAUUUUCCAAACCAUUACUUAUCGCGGAUUUAGUGAACGUCUAUUUAGAGGAAGACGUCGGCAAAACUCAACCGUCUGUCGACAGUCAGAGCAGUCAAACAUUGAGCGCAACAGAAGUCGAGACAAUUCUUAUGUCAAAGAGUGAAAUGCUUUCCGAUUACUUCUCAAUAGAUAUCAGUUCUGAAAAGGAAUUGAUAAGUUUGCCCAUAAUAUUGGAUGGAUUUGUUCCCAAUUAUGCAUUUCUCCCACAACUGGUCUAUUCUUUGGCCAAAGAUGUCAAUUGGAAUCAAGAGAAGGAAUGCUUCGAA